GUUGGCCCCUACUGAAUGACAGCGCUUCCUGAUCUUUUUAAGCAGGUUUUGUGAAGCUCUAAUUUAAGCUGUGUAUGAUGACUACAUCUUCAAGGAUGUGGUGUUUCCUGCUCUUCACUGUCAUCCUGCCCAUCGUUCCCACACUGACAGAGGUGGUGUCUUCAGUGUCGGACUGUAAUGAGUUCCUUCUUGAUGCAAAGCCACCAGAGAUCCCAGACAUCUUGAACGGCAACAACAUCCUGGACCAGAACAGAUACAAACCCAUCUGCCAGACCUACAGAAACAGCAAAAAAUUUCUUACCCUCUAUGACAUUGAGAACAGGAUUCCAGUGUUUUCUGCCUAUAAGUACACAGGAGAGACUACACAGAAAAGACCCGAAACACCUUGGAUGAUAGAGCCACAGCUAGAAGACAGAGACACCAACAACAUGAGGGAUGAGAAAUACCUAAAUCAGGCCUGUGACUAUGAUUAUAAAGAUAACAAAGAUUAUAACAGAGGCCAUCUAUUUCCAGCUUGUCAUGCAAAAGACCCCAAUGAUAAAAUCUCAACAUUCACCUUUACAAACAUUGUGCCACAAGCCAUUACUUUCAACAGCGGCAGCUGGGAGAGAAUGGAGACAUGCAUCAAAUGUGUGCUAAAAAACUACUGCUUCAACAAUAAUAAUGUCCUUGAAGGAUUUGUAGUGACUGGAUCAGUGCCUAGCGGGGACAAUAAACUCAAAAACAGGGUCAACAUACCAUCCAUACUUUGGUCAGCAUUCUGCUGUUAUAAUCGCAAUAACAAAAAGUGGUUAGCGAGUGCCCACUGGGGCGACAACACUGCAGAAUCUGAGCCUAUAUUUAUGAAGACAAAAACUUUGAAUGAACUUUAUCAAGAACUGGGAAUCAAGGUGUUUCCUGAAACUUCAUGUCCUCUCAGUGAAACUGUUGCUGACUAUUACAAAGCUCUUCCUAAAACAUGCCAAUGCCUACUCCCACCUUUACAUACAUCUGCCUCUCCCACUACAUCAGCUACUGCUUUCCCCACUAUCUCUACAACUGCAACCACCAAGAUAACAACAAACACUAUUCCCAGAAUUACUGCACCCCAAACAUACUGUAGCAUCCGUCCUUACAUCCAGUUUCUUGGCCAUUUAACCAAAUCAGGGUUGCGGGGGUGCUUUGACUUAUGUGGAAACAGGUUUGAGGCACUGUCCUCAGUGAGGACAAUGUCUCGUGAGACAAUGCAGUGCUAUCGCCUAUGUCGCCGGUUUUUCUCUGGCGUUUUCACAGGAAUCCAUCAUGACUAUUAAACCCAAAACUAACACAUGAUUCUAAGCCGAUAUGAACAAACUUAAUUUGUACUUCUUAUGCCCAAAUUAAUAGAAUAGAAUAGAAUAAUCCAGUAAUUGUCCCACAAGGGGAAAUUUGGUUGUAACAGCAGCAAGAAAAACACAUAUAUAAAUAAACAGGACACAGGCCACAGAACAGAAACAUACACGACUUUUUACAUAUUUACAUCAAGGACAAUGGUUACCAAAAAUAGAGUACUGUACAGUUUUUACACUUAAUUACAGAUAAGUGGCAAAUGCUGCCACAAAUAGAAGUCCCUCACCUACUGCUGCUCACACUGCCUCUACAACUAUGGAAACAACUUCUAAUAUUACAAAACCUAAUCUUAGCAACAGCUACUCCAAGAAAGCUAAUCUCAACAACUACAGCAAAAAGACAAUAACAACCUAAAUACUAUAGUUACUCCCAGCACUACUGCUAUGUGUGAUGAGGUUGAUUCUGUUCAUCUGGACCUAAUGUUUUCAUUGGGAGAAACGUUUCGUCACUCAUCCAAGUGGUUUCUUCAGUCUCAGCUGACUGCAGGUUUCCUCAAUCUUGUAAACAGUACAUUUGCAUAAUGACGGAAACUAGCACCACUCAAGGAACAAUGGGCUGAGCCCAAGAUUGGGGAGUGAUGAAAUGUGGCAUCCUUUAAUUCCUAACUCAUUACCCAAUCCAUAUCAGUUUAGAUAUCCAGAAUGUUUUUUUCCUAUUGUGAUCUGAUGUGUUUUCAAAGUGUUGUUUUACAUUUUUGAGCAGAAUAUGAUCACUUGUAUAACUUGAUCACUUGUAACUACUAAUUCACAAUGUGGACAUUCUUUAGUGAUAAAAAGACCAGCAGGUUCAUGUUUAUCUAGGAACCUGCUGAAAUCAGCAGACAUAUCUAUCCAUCAUAUUGUUCAAUAUAGUUUAUAUAGUUAAUACCUUGGCAACAAUAUACAAAGCCUGCAUUCUAUAUGUAACCAUAAAUAAAACUUAUUGAACCAUCA
Messenger RNA from Oreochromis aureus, 2300 nucleotides. RefSeq names its product endonuclease domain-containing 1 protein-like. NCBI's taxonomy places the organism in Eukaryota, Metazoa, Chordata, Actinopteri, Cichliformes, Cichlidae. The record is from RefSeq and is a predicted model, not a curated record. Gene Ontology annotation, molecular function: hydrolase activity; nucleic acid binding; metal ion binding. Bases 75 to 1292 code for a protein of 405 amino acids. The transcript is spliced from 3 exons.